This is a messenger RNA of Diaporthe citri, 1074 nucleotides long. RefSeq lists its product as uncharacterized. Gene Ontology annotation, cellular component: cytosol. The record is from RefSeq and is a predicted model, not a curated record. Bases 1 to 1074 code for a protein of 357 amino acids. Lineage: Eukaryota; Fungi; Ascomycota; Sordariomycetes; Diaporthales; Diaporthaceae. Gene Ontology annotation, molecular function: 3-isopropylmalate dehydrogenase activity. The transcript has 7 exons. Gene Ontology annotation, biological process: L-leucine biosynthetic process.
AUGGCGGAACACAACAUUGUUGUUGCUGAGGCAAUCAAGGUUAUCAAGACGGUCGAGGAGCUGAGCCCGACUGCUGGCAAGUUCAAUCUGCAGGACCACCUGCUCGGAGGGUGCUCCAUCGACCAGACCGGCACCCCCCUCACAGACAAGGCCCUCGCCGCCGCCAAAGCCGCCGACGCCGUGCUCCUUGGCGCCAUCGGCGGCCCUGAAUGGGGCACCGGCGCCGUCCGCCCGGAGCAGGGCCUCCUAAAGCUACGCAGUGAGAUGUGCGCCUAUGGAAACCUCCGUCCCUGCUUCUUCGCGUCCGACGCCCUCGUCGAGUCCUCCCCCCUGAAGGCGUCCGUCUGCCGCGGCACCGACAUGAUGUUAGUCCGAGAGUUAACCUCAGGCCUGUAUUUCGGAGAGCGAAAAGAGUACGAUGGGCUUAAUGCGUUCGACACUACUGUUUACACGAAACCAGAAAUCGAGCGUAUCGCGCGGUUGAGCGGCUACCUGGCCAGGACUAGGGGAGACUCGCGGGUUAUCUCGCUAGACAAGGCAAACGUGCUGGCGACAAGCAGACUCUGGCGUAGUGUCGUUGAGGAGGUCUUCAAAAACGAGUUCCCUGAUCUGAAGGUUGAGCAUCAGCUUAUUGACAGCGCGGCCAUGAUUAUGGUCAAGAACCCGACGCAGCUGAAUGGCGUAAUAAUAGCGCCAAACUUGGCAGGGGAUAUUCUCAGCGACGAGGCGAGUGCCAUAGCUGGAAGCAUAGGGCUCCUCCCGAGCGCGAGUCUCUGCGGGAUUCCGAGCUCUGCAGUGCCUUCUAUAUGUGAACCGAUUCAUGGUAGCGCGCCGGACAUAUCAGGGAAAGGGAUUGUCGUGCGUCAAGACCCCAAUCCCAUUGGCACCAUCCUUUCCGUGGCCAUGAUGUUCCGGUACUCUCUGAAUCUCGCCCACGAGGCUAAAAUCGUCGAGGACGCGGUCCGCGCCGCCAUCGACGCCGGGCUGAGAACCAAGGACAUGGGCGGCAGCACGGGCACCGCAGAAGCAGGAGAUGCCAUCGUUGCUGAGCUGGUCAAGAUUCUCAAGGCGUGA